AUAGAUCAGAUUUUACCUAGUCUAGUGCCACCAAGGGAUCUUUGGCUGGUAACGUGCAGUGGCAUGCAAAAAGUUUGGGCACCCCAGUUCAAAUUUGUUGUUGCUGUGAAUAGCUAAGCAAGAAAAAGAUGACCUGAUUUCGAAAAGGCAUAUUGUUAAAGAUGACACAUUUCUUUAAUAUUGUAAGCAACAUGACAUAAUUUCCAUCUUUUACAGUUUCAAAAUAACAAAAAAAGGAAAAGGUCCAGAAGCACACGUUUGGGCACCCUGUAUGGUCAGUACUUAGAAACAGACCCUUUGGCAGCUUUUAAAUAUUUUUUGUAGCCUGCUAAGAGUCUUUCAAUUCUUGUUUGGGCCAAUUAUUCCUUCCAAAAGGGUUCUAGUUGUGUGAGAUUCUUGGGCCGUCUUACAUGCACUGCUCUUUUGAGGUCUAACCCCAGAUUGUUGAUGAUAUAUAGGCCAGGGGACUGUGAGGGCUAUGGCAAAACCUUCAGCUUGCGCCUCUUGAUGCAGUCCAUUGUGGAUUGGUGUGUUUAGAAUCUUUACCUGUAUGCCUGUUUUGGGAUCAGUUUAUCUUCUACUCACAGUAACAUACAUUUUGACCAGGGGUGCCCAAACUUUUGCAUGGCACUGUAUGGUUCAGCCCAUUCUCCUCUUCAGGAUAUAAGUCAUAUUCUACUUUUCUCCUUGCUAAAGAUAUAACAGAAAUUAUGCCAAGAUCAACUGACAUUACAACAGCCAUGCAACUUGACCUCUAAAGUAUACCAACAAUAGCUGUACACAUGUGUCCAUACAUUUUAUUUUAAUUAGGCAUUGCAUUCAUACUUACUUCAUAUUAAUUCAAAUAUUCUACGCCCGUGCUUUAAAACAAAUAUUUAUAAUAUCUUUUUGCAAAUCAUCACAUUUCUUUCUCUUGUUGUUGUUUCCAGUAUGUUCUUACGUAGAAAUGGUUCAAAGGUUACUCUUGUCGUAACGUCAUUGACUUGCGCAGUAAGGGCUCAGGGGUGGCGUCUGUGUGUGGUUAUUAUAGCCAAAUAAAACUAUUUGAAAGUUAGGAAGACGGCCCCAAUGAUAAAAUAUUAGAAUAAUCGUUUAUUGCAGAGUUAAUUUAGGUGUAACGUGCAGUGCCUUGUUUGAGAAAAGGUAAGUUCUGCCUGGCUGGCCAAAAUAAAAUUUGCCUCAGGACAGGACGAAUUCAUGGCUAGCUAGCCAAUUAGCUACUUAGCCCUUACCAGCAAGUGAUUUUCUCAAAUAAAGUUUGCAUUCUUGCUGGGUCAGUAAUAGGCGAGACCAAGUAACAACAGUGCAUGGCCUGCAUUUUACAAACUGACAUUAUCUGCAAACAACCACUGACCUCAACAAAUGUGACCGAUGUCUGACCAACGUUAGCUGUCUGCGUUAACUUUACACUAUAACCUGGCUAGCUAGCCCAGUUGUGUCGAAUGCAGCCUGUCCUAGGACAAAACAUUAUUUCCAUUUCUUGUUACAAACAGUGUGGCUCUGUUCAAACGAUAAACAAUGAAAUAUACCACUGAUGUUGUUUCACGCUGCUAGCAUGUUACGCUCUAGAAAGCCAAGCAGUGACGUGACGCUGAAAUCACUUUUUUUUUUGAGACAAUACCUAACGUUUGGUAGCUAGGGUAUGUUUAGGUUUUCCUCUUUCUAUAGCGCAAAGUCUACGUCAAAGCGUCUCAAGGAGGAUCAGGGCAGCAGUCCCAUGAAGGGUUCCUCAAAGGUUAGCGCUCGGCCUCUGAUGCCAGGCAUCUAAGUUGCAUUAUGCCUGCAGCUACUGUGGAUCAUAGCCAAAGAAUAUGCGAGGUUUGGGCGUACAAUCUGGAUGAAGAGCUGAAGAGGAUCCGGCAGGUCAUCCGUAAAUACAACUAUGUCGCUAUGGAUACAGAGUUCCCUGGUGUUGUGGCCAGACCCAUCGGAGAAUUCCGAAGCAAUGCAGACUACCAGUAUCAGCUACUGCGUUGUAAUGUUGACUUGCUGAAGAUAAUCCAGUUGGGUUUGACUUUCAUGAAUGAGCAGGGUGAAUACCCACCUGGAACAUCAACAUGGCAAUUCAACUUCAAGUUCAACCUCACAGAAGAUAUGUAUGCACAGGACUCCAUAGAACUUUUGACUUCAUCUGGUAUCCAGUUUAACAAGCACGAGGAGGAGGGUAUUGAGACCCUGUACUUUGCUGAGCUGCUCAUGACAUCUGGCGUGGUGCUGUGUGAGGGCGUGAAGUGGCUGUCAUUCCACAGUGGUUAUGACUUUGGUUACCUCAUCAAAAUACUGUCCAACUCCAACCUGCCAGAGGAAGAAGCUGAUUUCUUUGAGAUUCUUCGUCUUUUCUUCCCUAGCAUCUAUGAUGUGAAAUACCUCAUGAAGAGCUGCAAAAAUCUUAAGGGAGGCCUUCAGGAGGUGGCAGAGCAGCUUCAGCUGGAGAGAAUUGGCCCCCAGCAUCAGGCAGGAUCAGAUUCACUUCUGACCGGAAUGGCUUUCUUCAAAAUGAGAGAGAUGUUUUUUGAGGACAACAUAGAUGAUGCCAAGUACUGUGGCCACCUCUACGGGCUGGGCUCAGGCUCAUCCUAUGUCCAGAAUGGCACGGGCAAUGCUUAUGAGGAGGAGGCUAAUAAGCAGCAGUCAUGACAUGUAACCUUUGACCCCUCCGCCUCCCAGGACUUCACCUCACUCCAUCUUGUCCAGUCCUCCAGCAGCAUGAAAUAUCUCCACCGUUUGAAGGCAGUAUAAUGUUCCGUAGUAUGGCAAAGGCUUUUUCCCCGGAAUCUUGUAUUUCCAAGGUUGGUCGACAAACGAAUUGACACGGAGAAGUUAGUGCCGGCUCCACCCCACUCCAAACACUGUCUGGAACACCACGAUCAAGCAUUUCAUGUUAUUUUCUAUGAAAGCUCCUUGAAAUUGCUUAUGGGUUUGUUUUGAACUUCACACGCAGGGCAUCAUAUAAACAUCUGUUUGUAUUUUUGUUAGUUACAUUUUUCUUAAAAGUAAGUAUUUUGCACUUUAAAAGCUCUCGUCAGACUCGAAUGAAAAGCUACAAGAAAUGAUUUCCCUUUGUUGCCUUCUCUUUCACAACAUUUGUUUCAAUCCAUUCUUUGAAGAGCAAAGGUGUGACUAGAGUACUUGAUCUAAUUCAUGUUGUCCCCCAACAGAUCUCAGCCUUAAUAUCAGCUACAUUUUGUUUUCUUCUCUAGAGUCUAAUUUAUUGCAUUUAGUUUGUUUUGUGUCAAUCAUUGGAUAGCUGAGUAACACUGUUUUGUUAUGUUGUUGUGUUAUUCCCUGAUAAUAGGAUUAUGGCCAUGUUCUCUUAUUUUGAUAGACUAUUUUAUGGACAUGUCUUCCAUUCAUACAUCUACAGAAACACACACACACACACACACAUCUACAGAAACACAGACAGGCUGGUGCAACACCAUUUUACUGUUUACUAAGGGUGAGCACCAGCUUUACAGUACAGUACAGUACAGUACAGUAUGGUAUGGUGAGACAAGUGAUUCCUAACUGCCAUUAUUAAGAACAUUUUGAUCUUUUUUUUUUUAGGCUGUAGCCCAUUUUCAUUUUUAAGAAAAAGUUGACAUAAGGGUUUUGUAGGGUUUUAGUAAGAAGAGGAGCUCAAAGCCUUUUAUUCAUUGAAGAAAUAAUGCAUAGAAAUAAUCUAUCUUAUCCCGCCAACCUAAUAUCAGUGGAAUCCUUUUUACUUGCAUUGUGGAUUGUUGAACAAAGCGCAAAGUGUUUUUGUGCGUUUUGUUUUCUCUGACUCGUUUUUGUUUGUCACUUUAAAAUUCUGUGUUGCCUACAGAAGCACUGCUGCACGUGCCGCAGGUGUUCAAAUAAAUGCUGUGUUGAACAGUAUCCCAAGCUUUUCUAAAGGCUUGAGUGACUUGUGUCUAGUUGUGCAUGGGCUCAGCCUCUUAUCAUUUGUUGACUGUCAGAUGUGGCGGAGAACAGCGAACCUCAGCCCCUUAGCUGCUUUCUUUUCCUGUAAGGGGUGAUCUGGAGUUGAUGUGUUUGUGUUCAUGAAAAGUAGAGGUUCAGUUGGUUCAGUUUCUGCGAUUUAGCGGAAUGCCUCCUACAUCAGUGUAAACAUCCAUGGGCGUGAAUUAGGUUAUGUAGAAUCUACGGAAGCCUGAAGGUGACCGUUUUGAUGAUUUUGACAUUUCUAGACGUGACUUGAAAGUUCAGCUGUUGCAUGUGUAUUGUUGCGGUUGGGAUUUUGCGAGAAGAAUGCUAAUGUGAUUAGGCUAUCGUUUAUAGCAAUAUGUAUGAUUUUGGUUUACUGCAACCGUGUUCUUACCUAGUCUCAGUGGAUGUUUGCAUUCAGUGUACCAGGCAUGACGCUUAAAUCAAGAAACAGCCAUGGAUGAUUCCAAUUUUUAUGUUUGAGGUGAGACUUCUGAUAGUUUGGUGACUUAUUUAUGUGUAAAAGGAUUCAUCUUAAUGAGGAUAUGCAACGUAAUGGGUGAGUUUUUAGAGCUUUUGUAAAUAAAAGCUUUGUUUUUUUCUAACACA
Molecule: messenger RNA, 4515 nt
Organism: Clupea harengus (Atlantic herring)
Lineage: Eukaryota; Metazoa; Chordata; Actinopteri; Clupeiformes; Clupeidae
Gene: cnot7
Product: CCR4-NOT transcription complex, subunit 7
Exons: 7
Coding region: 1777-2637 (286 amino acids)
Cellular component (GO): CCR4-NOT complex
Molecular function (GO): nucleic acid binding; poly(A)-specific ribonuclease activity
Source: RefSeq, a predicted model, not a curated record